Molecule: messenger RNA, 1406 nt
Organism: Triticum dicoccoides
Lineage: Eukaryota; Viridiplantae; Streptophyta; Magnoliopsida; Poales; Poaceae
Product: type III polyketide synthase B-like
Exons: 2
Coding region: 24-1289 (421 amino acids)
Biological process (GO): polyketide biosynthetic process
Molecular function (GO): acyltransferase activity, transferring groups other than amino-acyl groups
Source: RefSeq, a predicted model, not a curated record
AAUCCAACCCUCCUCACACGACCAUGGUGAGCGCUAGGGAUGUCGACACGACGGCGGCGGCGAACAAGCAGCAGCAGGCUAAUUGCCUGGCCCCCAACCCCGGCAAGGCCACGAUCCUCGCCCUGGGCCACGCUUUCCCGCAGCAGCUCGUCAUGCAGGACUACGUCGUCGAGGGCUUCAUGAGGAACACCAACUGCAACGACCCCGAGCUCAAGGAGAAGCUCGCCAGGCUAUGCAAGACGACGACGGUGAAGACGAGGUACGUGGUGAUGUCGGACGAGAUCCUCAAGAGCUACCCGGAGCUGGCCCAGGAGGGCUUGCCGACGAUGAAGCAGCGCCUGGACAUCUCCAACAAGGCGGUGACGCAGAUGGCCACCGAGGCGUCGCUGGCCUGCAUCAAGGCGUGGGGCGGCGACCUCUCGGCGAUCACCCACCUCGUCUACGUCUCGUCCAGCGAGGCGCGGUUCCCGGGCGGGGACCUGCACCUGGCGCGCGCCCUGGGGCUCAGCCCGGACGUCCGCCGCGUCAUGCUGGCCUUCACCGGGUGCUCCGGCGGGGUGGCUGGCCUCCGCGUCGCCAAGGGCCUGGCCGAGAGCUGCCCGGGCGCGCGUGUCCUGCUCGCCACCUCCGAGACCACCGUGGCCGGGUUCCGCCCGCCCAGCCCCGACCGGCCCUACGACCUUGUCGGGGUGGCGCUCUUCGGCGACGGCGCGGGCGCGGCCGUCGUCGGCACAGACCCCACCGCCCAGGAGCGACCGCUAUUCGAGCUCUACUCGGCGCUGCAGCGCUUCCUCCCUGACACCGAGAAGACCAUCGACGGCCGGCUGACGGAGGAGGGCAUCAAGUUCCAGCUGGGCCGCGAGCUCCCCCACAUCAUCGAGGCGCACGUGGAGUCCUUCUGCCAGAAGCUCAUCAAGGAGCACCCUUCUGCUGCUGCUGCGGAGGGUGACAACAUGUUGACCUAUGACAAGAUGUUCUGGGCGGUGCACCCCGGCGGCCCGGCGAUCCUGACCAAGAUGGAAGGGCGGCUGGGGCUGGACGGCGGGAAGCUGCGCGCGAGCCGGAGCGCGCUCCGGGACUUUGGGAACGCGAGCAGCAACACCAUCGUGUACGUGCUGGAGAACAUGGUGGAGGAGAGCAGGCAGAGGACGGAGGCGCCGGCGCCGGAGCCGGAGCCGGAGGGGGGUCAGGAGCAGUGCGAGUGGGGACUCAUACUGGCGUUCGGGCCGGGGAUCACCUUCGAGGGGAUCCUGGCAAGGAACCUCCAGGCGCGCCUAGGCGCCAACUAGCAGGAUCGGAGGACAUGAAUUUGCUUGCACGCACAUUACAAGUUCGUUUCGUGCUUUCUUUGGUUUCUGAGGCCCGUGCACAAAUUUACCUACCAGGAAGAAAGGUAAUCAAAUGUC